AGUCAUGGCAAGUGGGAAAACUACUACCACAGCCAAGGGAGAGUCUCUCCGUAGAUCUCGAAGAGAUCAUAUUGCUGAUAGUCAACAUCACACCAGUGACCAUGUUGCUUCUGUUCAUAAAAGUGGUUUGGAACAGGACAGCACUGAAAACUACAUGUCAACCACAGUCCCAGUGAUUCCUUUGGAAUCAGUUCGCAAGCGACGUCAGGACAUUGGCUCUUCUUCUACUGCUAAUGGAACCUCUCGAAAGAUUCUAAAAACUAUUGAUGCCAACAGUCAGGUUCCUGUAGAUACUGCUUCAAAUUCAAUGUAUCCGUUGCAUGGUCAAGGCUCUAUUGUCCGAAUCAAAUUGACUAAUUUCCUCACUUACUCUGCCGUUGAGUUUUAUCCUGGACCUAAUCUAAACAUGGUGGUUGGACCCAAUGGCACAGGAAAGAGCACCGUCGUGUGUGCCAUUGCUCUUGGUCUGUGCGGUCGUCCCGAUGUGUUGGGUCGUGCUCGUGAACUACAGGACUUUGUUAAGCAUGGAGAAAACAAGGCUAUUGUUGAGAUUGAGCUGAAAGUGACCGGGAAAAAACUGGUUAUUACAAGAACAUUUGAGCGCGGAAGCAAUCAGAGCUCUUGGAAAAUCAAUGGUUUAAGCGCAAAGGAAAAAGAAAUCAAAGCUGAGAUUGAAGCGCUUGCCAUUCAAGUCGAUAACCUAUGUCAAUUCUUGCCACAGGAAAGAGUGUCUGGGUUUGCUCAGCUAAGUUCAACCGAACUACUCAAGGAAACAGAGCGUGCUGUAGGUGGAACUCAAAUGGUAGAAUGGCACAAUUUUUUGAUUGAACAGCAUGAAAAAAGGGUGGAACAUGAACAAAAAUUGAAAGACUGCCAUGCUGAGCUCGAAAUACUUCAAAAAAGAAAUCAGCAUAUUGAAAACGAUGUGCAGCGUAUCAAAGAACGAGAUAAAAUCAACAGUGAGAUUCGGCUGCUGACUGUGCGACUUGCCAAAUUAGAUUUCAUAACCUGCCAGACUAACUAUCGAGAAGCAAAAGAAGCAAAACAGCGACUUCAAGAAGAGUUCAAUGCCAUUGCUAAUCAGGAGCAGCCUUUGCGUGAAGAACAAGAGAAUCUUCGUCGCAAAGUAACUCAACUGGACCAAACCGUGCAGAGCUACAAGAGUAGCUAUUCUGGCGAAGCAAAUCGAUGCCGAGUUCUUGUUGAAGAAGCAGAGGCCAAAUCUGAAGAAAUUGAGACGAUCCUCAACGAGAUUCAGCAUGCUAAAAGUGAGAAACAAAAGCAGCAAAGGGAGUUUGAUCGUUUGAAAAUGGUAGUUGAACAGGUUCGUGAAAAACUGGAAGAACAGCGCAUCAAGCUGGCCGAAUACGGCAUUACACCAGGAGAUUCUCCUGGUGUAUUCAUCGACCCUCCUUUGCAGACAGAGGAAGGAAUAGAACUUGAUGGCUCCCAGCUAAACUUUCUAUCUCGUAUCUAUCAACAAGCCCAAGCAUGCAAUCACCGGAUAGCUGAAAAUGCUGAGCGUGCUCAAGAAAACAACUCGAAAAAAAAUGAAGUAGCACGCGAAGCUGCCGAGGUUCGAGUUGAGCAACAGAAAAAAGCUACAGAGCUUGAACAACUUGAUCAAAUUCGUCAUCGUAAGCUUGCUGCAUUGAAACGUGGUGACAAGGAUGCCUACAAUGCGACCAUGUGGCUGCAGGACAACCUGUCCAUGUUUGAAAAGCAUGUAUUUGAGCCAAUCUGUAUGGAAGUGAAUCUCAAGGACACACGAUAUGCAGCCGUUUUGGAAACUUUAGUCAAACCAAGUCAUAAUACAACCUUUGUCACACAGUGCAAACAGGACUAUAACAGGUUUUGUGAAGAAGUUAUUUCAAUUCGCAAAUGGAGGGUCAACGUUGUUUAUUUUGAUCGACCACUGUCCAGUUGGACUCCAGAGCAUCCUCGUCAGCUGCCAGUCGCACUUGGAAAACUACCCGACUUGGUUGCUGCUGAAAAGAAGCUUCGUGUUUUCAUUGCCAACAACGAUCUUUAUAGUGUAAAACACGCAUAUGGACACACAUCCACUCGAGCCAAACGCAUUGCAAAUCCCCGAUACCUUGAUCUUUCAGUUGAUAUAAAGCUGAAAACUCGGUUAGAGCAAGAGCAGCAAGAGAUUAUGGCUCAAUUACAAGUUAUUAGCGAGACUUCAAAGCAACUUGAAAUGGAGAGUUCCAAAAUCAGGGAAUUAGAUCAAGAACUUCGCGAAGAAAAGGCUAGCCUAAAGCAGAAAAGAAUGGUGGUAAACAGCAUCAAGCAAGAAUACAGUAAAAUCAGUGCAAUACUUGAAUCUCGACUAAACUCACAGAUUGCAGCUCAUGAGGCUGCACAGCAAAACCAACCUCCAAAUGCUCAGGAAGUAGAGUCCAAGUUAAAAAUGGUGUGUCGUGAACGUGUGCGCUUGGCCACCCGACUUAGCGAAGUUUACAGUUCUAGCUGUGAUAUUUUUUUGGCAAGAACCAAAGCUACACUUGUAAAAAUGCAGUCUACUGCUCGCAUUGAUGAUUUAGAUGACAUUAUUCGAAGCAGUAACGAACAAAAUGCCGAGCGUGCCCGAGCGUUGGAUCAAGCCAAGCAAGAGCUGCAGCAUUUCAAGACUGUUUGUCGUCAGGCACUCAAUCGACACAAUGCUGAAGUUGAUAAACUAUCCCAAAAAGAAGCUGAGCAAUUGGAUGGCUUUGAAGAAACACUAAUCAGUGACGAUAUUGCUGCACAAAUUGGCGCAUUGACUACUCGUGCGGAAAUCAUUGCUGGCAUUGAUCCAAAAAUUCUUCAAGACUAUGAAGCACGCAUCAAAGAGAUUGAAUGCUUGAGUCUAGCUAUCAAGGAGCGCGAAACGACGUUGAAUGCACUUUCGACAAACAUGGCUACCAUAAAAGAAAAUUGGACAACAUCGCUGCAAGAUAUUGUCAAUCGGAUUUCUGAAAACUUUUCAAAUUCUUUUGAAACUCUUGGGUGUGCUGGAGAGGUACAGAUUGCUCAAAAUGACGACUAUGCCAAAUGGGGUAUUGAAAUUCGAGUCAAAUUCCGUGAUGAUGAGCCGCUUCAGGUUUUGACGUCAACCCGACAAUCUGGAGGAGAACGAUCUGUUUCUACCAUGCUUUAUCUUAUUGCACUUCAGCAUCUUUCUCAAUCGCCCUUUCGGGUGGUGGAUGAGAUUAAUCAAGGCAUGGAUCCUCGCAACGAGCGUAAUGUGCAUAAACUGAUUGUUCAAGCUGCGUGCCUGGAUAAAGCCAAUUCCGCUACAGUUUCAUCUCAAUACUUUCUCAUCACACCCAAGCUAUUGCAUGAUCUCGAAUACCAUCGCAAUAUGACUAUUUUAUGCAUUUACAAUGGCACCUGGCAACCCAAACAAUUGAAUUUAGCAUCUUAUAUUACAAAGCACGACGAACCAUAGAUUUGGUAUGUGUAACCGCACGAGUCAAAUCCAGAUGCUUAUCCAACUACUUUGGACGUGCAAUCAAUAGCUCUAGUAUUGAAAUGAAUCAACAGGGUAUUCAAUGCACAAUAAACCAAGUGAUU
Messenger RNA from Batrachochytrium dendrobatidis JAM81, 3558 nucleotides. Its product is annotated as DNA repair ATPase SMC5. Gene Ontology annotation, biological process: double-strand break repair via homologous recombination. Gene Ontology annotation, molecular function: ATP binding; single-stranded DNA binding; ATP hydrolysis activity. The transcript is spliced from 18 exons. The coding region runs from base 5 to 3433 and encodes 1142 amino acids. The record is from RefSeq and is a predicted model, not a curated record. Lineage: Eukaryota; Fungi; Chytridiomycota; Chytridiomycetes; Rhizophydiales. Gene Ontology annotation, cellular component: nucleus; Smc5-Smc6 complex.